ACCUUAAAAGAACCCAAAAAGCUGAUAAUAAAAAAAAUAAAAGAGUUUUAUUUUUAUUCGUGUCGGGUUAUUUUUUAACACAUUUUUUUUCAACAAAAACAACAAUAAAAUCCACUUUUUAUUGAUUGAAAUGUAAAUAACUAAAAGAUUCAAUACAAAAACAAAACAAAAACGAAAUGGAUUCAAAAUACGCACUCAUGGGAAAAUCUCCAUUUAAAUUGAAUGGAGGCAAUGCCAGCUCCGCCAAUUCACACAACUCGUUUGCCGUGAAAAGAAAAAUCCCCCAAAUAAACGGUGGCGGUGGUGCUGGUGGCAGAGGCGGAAAUGGUGCUGGCGGCCUCGAAAGUCGUGGCAAUGGCGAGAGUAAAGUGAAAAAACAAAAGACUAAUGGGAAUGAUAAGAACACCUCAGCAGCAACAAAUGGAGGAACAUCUCCGAACGGCAAUGGCAAACACCAUCAGCAGCAACAGCACAAUAGCAAUCAACAACAACACACUCAGAAGAUCUCAAUUGAGAAGCAACAAAAGAGUCUUCCCGUCUAUGGAUGUCGAGCGAAAAUAAUCCAAGAAGUAUGGAAGUCCGACACGAUUGUGCUGAUGGGCGAAACUGGGUCAGGUAAGACAACACAAAUACCACAGUUCCUAAUGACCGCAGGCUUUGGAAAUAAGGCAAUGAUAGCAAUCACCCAGCCACGUCGAGUCGCCGCGAUAACAGUGGCCAAGCGAGUAGCCCAAGAAUUGAACACAAAGUUAGGUGACACUGUGGGAUUCACAGUGCGUUUUGAAGACUGCACUUCAAGUUCCACAAAAAUCAAGUUCGUCACAGACGGGUCGUUGUUGCGAGAAGCCCUAUCCGAUAGGCUGUUAAAGAACUAUUCGGUCAUCAUGUUGGAUGAGGCUCACGAACGGACAAUUAACACCGAUGUGCUCUUUGGUAUUGUCAAGGAGGCUCAGCGGCAACGGAAGCUGCGUUCUAUGAUGCCUCUCAAGGUGCUCGUUACCUCUGCCACUAUGGACAUUGACCAUUUUGCCAAGUACUUUGGUGUUAAGGGCAUGUAUCUGGAGGGUAAAACUUUCCCGGUUAAAGUAAUGCACACCAAGGAGACUCAGAGUGAUUAUUUACACGCAACAUUGGUGACUUUAUUUGAGAUUCAUAGGAGUGCGCCGGCAAAUCAUGAUGUGCUGGUGUUCCUAACGGGGCAGGAGGAAAUCGAAGCCAUGGCACAACAAAUUCGAAUGAUUGCCAAGAACAACACAUUGAACGCACCAAACAUUCGUGUGUUUCCUCUCUACUCACAACUACCUCAAAACAAACAACUCGAAUGCUUCAUACCCUCGCCACCCAACUCAAGAAAAGUUAUUCUAGCCACAAAUAUCGCUGAGACGUCGAUUACAAUUCCUGGCAUACGUUUUGUCAUUGAUUGUGGUUUUGUCAAGCGUCGCAUAUAUAAUCCCGAUAGUGGUUUGGAUAUCCUGAGAGUAGUGAGAAUAUCACAGGCGCAAUGUUGGCAACGCUGUGGGCGUGCAGGUCGUGAUGCUGAAGGUACAUGCUAUCGGACUUAUACAAAAGAAGAAAUGGAAGGAUUUGAAGCAAUGCCGAAACCUGAGAUUCUAAGAAGUAAUAUUUCAGCUACGGUUCUUCAAUUACUAGCCCUUGGAAUAGAUUGUAAGACAUUCGAUUUCUUAGAUAAACCCGCACCAGAAGCAGUAGAUAAAGCUUAUAAACAACUUCUGCUGUUAGGAGCAAUAAAACCUGAGGCCAAAACUGAAUUGACAACAUUAGGCAAGCAAAUGUCACAAUUUCCCCUUGAUCCCAAAUUCAGUAAGCUUCUUUUGACUGCGCCAUCAUUUGGUUGUCUGGAGGAAAUGCUCAGUUUAGUAGCUAUUCUCUCUGGUGAGAAUAUAUUCGUGUCGAGCAUAGAAAAAAGAGAACAGACUGCCCUGGCGCACUCUAAAUUCGAAUCAAAGCAAGGUGAUCAUUUGAUGCUGCUCAAUGUAUAUAAAGCUUUUGAGAAGACAGAAAAAAUCAAGCUCUGGUGCCACGAUAAUUUCCUCAAUACAAGAAAUCUCCUCUAUGCCCGUGAUGUUCGAAAUCAAUUACUCGAGAUCUCACAACGUUUAUCAUUGGAAGUUAAAAGUUGUGGCUCAGACAUGGACCAAGUUCGAAAGUGCAUUUUAGCUGGGCUAUUUGAUAAUAUAGCCGAAUUACAACGUGACAAUUUCUAUCUAACAGUCUCUGGACGCCAACGUGCCAAAAUUCAUCCCUCAAGUAUAUUACAUGGAAAAUAUCGUCCCGCCUACAUAAUAUUUACAGAAAUUGUCUUAACCGAACGUAAUUUCCUUCGACAAGUAACAGAAAUCGAAGCCGAAUGGAUUCAAGAAGUUGUUCCUAAUUAUCCGCAUUUAAGUAGAAUAAGAAAUCCCUUAAAGUAACACAAGACCCAUAAUUAUGAAUAUUUAUUUGAGUCUUUUCAACUUCUUUUUUCUUAUUUCAUUUUAUUUUUAAAUAAACUUUUUUUAUUUAAAGUUGAUGAUUUGCAUACAAAAUAUGUUAUUUGUAUAAUUUAAAUGAAUAUUUUAAAGCAUUUUUCGUGUAAAUUUUACAAAAAUUUUACAAGUUUGUUUUUAUGUUAAUUUAAGAAUUUAAAAAAAGAACUAAAGAAAAACAAAAAUGAAAACAAUUUAUUAUUGCAUAAACAAUAGUCAAGCGUGAACGAUUUGAUGGUAGAUCAUAUCGCACACUACCUAGCGUACCUUUUUAGAUUCAAAUUAAUUAUAAAAAAUAAUGAAACAAA
Eupeodes corollae is the source of this 2794-nucleotide messenger RNA. It is a transcript of the gene ath, whose product is annotated as ATP-dependent RNA helicase DHX33. The transcript has 5 exons. The record is from RefSeq and is a predicted model, not a curated record. Gene Ontology annotation, molecular function: RNA binding; ATP binding. Gene Ontology annotation, biological process: positive regulation of transcription by RNA polymerase I. Gene Ontology annotation, cellular component: intracellular anatomical structure; nucleolus. Bases 177 to 2432 code for a protein of 751 amino acids. NCBI's taxonomy places the organism in Eukaryota, Metazoa, Arthropoda, Insecta, Diptera, Syrphidae.